CCCGCUUCAAGUGUUUGCCCGCUCGAAUAAUUAUGUUUCUGAGAACCGCGGUUCUUUUUCUCCCUUUUCUUUGCACAUCUCUAGCCCAAGACAUGACUGAACUACGUGUAGAAGCGAAACAUUUGACAACGCAUGGUGGCGCAUGGCUUCUCGUCCUGAGCUCCGUGUUCUUAUGCAACCUCCUCAAAAUCCUUCUACCCUCCUGUUCUUCCAUUAUAUCUAGGUUGCUACAAAAGGAUGCUGAGCAGGAAUCUGAAAUGCGAUCUGAUAUUCAGAGCAUGAAGCAAGAACUUUCUACCAUUAGUAUGAUGGAUGAAUUUGCCAGAUAUGCUCGAUUAGAAAGGAAAAUUAAUAAAAUGACUGAUAAGCUUAAGACACAUGUGAAAACGCGAACUGCUCAACUAGCCAAAAUAAAGUGGGUAAUAAAUAUUGUGUUCUACAUUUUGCAAGGUGCCUUAAUGAUAUCAUUAAUUUGGAAAUAUUACUCUGAACCAGUUACUGUGCUCCCAAGCAAAUGGCUAGCCCCUUUGGAACGCUUAGUAGCUUUUCCAACAGGAGUGGCAGGUGGUGUCGGAAUUACAUGUUGGUUGGUGGUUUGCAACAAAGUUGUUGCCAUUAUGUUAUACCCAUUCAAUUGAGAAGGAAACAUGUCUCACUUUCAGCAAUAUUUGAACUCCUGUCAUUUUUUCAGUAUUCUGCUACGAUAGGAGAUAAAUCUCAAGAAUGUGAAAGACUAGAAGGAUGCAGCUUUUAAAAUAAAAUAAAAAAAAAACUAUUUAAAAUUUUCUUCACUCUUAUGGAAGUUACAAUAUUUGAAAACGUGCAACUCCUUAAUUCUUGUUCACUUCAUAGUUUAAUAUUCAAUUAUUGAAAUAUAACUUCUACCACAAUCAAUGACUUUCGCUUGAUAUAUAGUUAUUUCCUUUCAUUGUUAGAUGAUGUAUAGGAUAUAUGCUGAAUAUGAAAUAUUACUGUGUGUGAUGCUAUAUUUGUUCUAAGUAUCUAAAAUCUAUUAAUAUCUACUAAUUCUAAUGCUAAUAUGUACUAUCACAUGGUUCUAUCUAAUAAUUACUAAUUCUAAUACUAUCUAAUAUCUACUAACAUAUUCUAAUUCUAAAUACUAAUAUCUAGUAUGUAAUAUCUAUUACCGUGUUUCCCUGAAAGUAAACCCACCCUGGAAAGUAAGCCCCAGCUGAUUUUUGGGGGUGGGCUUAAUAUAAGACACAAGGUAAGGGUGGGGAUCUGCCAGUGCCUCUGCGAUGAAGCAAAGCUGAUGGGGGACAGAGGAAUCUGACCCAUGUGCUGGUAUACCGGUUCCUCCACCUCGGCGCCCUUCCUGUCGCUGCCCAGAAUGGCCGCUCUGGGGCUGCAGGGGCUGGCCUGGCAUGGGAAGGACAGAUGUCCCACCUGCACCAGUACCAUACCUGGUCCACCACCACGCUCUUGCCGCCGUGUUGCUUCUCCACCCCAUGAACAGGCCCCACCCCACCCCCGCGCGCUCACUACCUACUAGUACCGGCAAAAAGUAAGCCCUCCCCGAAAGUAAAUCCUAGUGCUUACUUCAGAGCCCAAAAGAAAGUAAGACUAGGUCUUACUUUUAAGGAAACACAGUACUUCUAAUAUUUACACUCAUAUCUACUAUCAGUAGUUAAAAAUACUGGAUAUGGGGUAAAAAAAAAACAAUUGUCAAAGAAGACAAUUUUCUGAAAAAAACAUGUUUAGGGGUUUGACUGGAAUCAUCACUGCAAGCUAUCAUUUGUGUAUCAAAACUCAUCAUAGAGUUUUUUACUCUGCAAAGUUUUUUUUUUCCUUACACGCCAUGCUUAAAUUAGUAUUUCGACCAUUGCUAUUUAAAAUGUGGUUUGGAUCAAACAGUUUUUCCAAAAGAAGCCUUUUCUUUUCUGGAGGUAUGUUCAGACUGUUUUCUUCACCAGCAGUUGAAGGGCUGUCUUUUUGACCAUCUUUGGAAAAUUUGACAAAUGGGGGCUCAUAAUUAGUGAUUGAAUCACCUAUAAAAUCAGCUAUUUCACCCUGUUUCCAUUUCUUCAGUCUUCUACUGCAUGCUAUCUUUGGGUUGCCUAAGGGACCUGUGGAAAAUAUCCGUGAUGCAAAUUUUCAAUGGCCUCUGAAAAUACAUAUUUUUUUACAUGUAGAUGGUGUUCUAUGACUUCGUAUUACUGUUAUUAAUUUGUCACAAACGGCUUCUUUUGCCUCUUUAUCUUCUUUGUUUUCAUGUUUGUCAACUGCAACAUCUUCCAAAUUGUUUUCUUUUGACUGAACAUGAUGUGUAGGAAGAAAUGAUGGUUCUGUCUUUAAUUUAUCAAACUUUUCUUUCAAUAAGUUCAGCCAUUGCCUUUCUCUCCUGUUCUUCCUUUUUAUAUUUUCAUAUUGGAUAUUUUUUUCUACCUUUGGGCAGAUAUCUUCACUUUGUAACUGUUAUUUCGACAUUAACUAUUUAGGAAUAUGCAUUAUUUGUUAGACUAAACAACAGUAACAAAAGAACAUUAUUCUGACUAGUAUUACUUAAAAUGACACCUUCAGUUUAAAUAAACGGUCCAA
Messenger RNA from Crotalus tigris (Tiger rattlesnake), 2559 nucleotides. RefSeq names its product guided entry of tail-anchored proteins factor 1 (gene GET1). The record is from RefSeq and is a predicted model, not a curated record. Lineage: Eukaryota; Metazoa; Chordata; Lepidosauria; Squamata; Viperidae. Gene Ontology annotation, biological process: tail-anchored membrane protein insertion into ER membrane. The transcript has 5 exons. The coding region runs from base 33 to 638 and encodes 201 amino acids.